Messenger RNA from Prunus armeniaca (apricot), 345 nucleotides. The record is from the annotation of a GenBank genome assembly. Lineage: Eukaryota; Viridiplantae; Streptophyta; Magnoliopsida; Rosales; Rosaceae.
AUGGAGUCAGAGGUGAUAGCCCUAGCAAUGGCUAGUGAGGAAGCAGGUUGGUUGAGAAACCUACUCUCAGAUACCCCCUUGUGGGAGAGACCGAUAUCAGUUGUUCUUAUCCACUGUGAUAGUACUGCAGCUAUUGCAAAAGUUCAGAACCGUUAUUAUAAUGGCAAGAGGCGACAAAUACAUUGCAAGCACAGUACUAUUAGAGAGUUUCUUUCUAAUGGAGCUGUAAGAGUGGAUUAUGUACAGUCUGAUGAGAAUUUAGCCGAUCCUUUGACGAAAGGACUAGCACGAGAAAAGGUUUGGAAAACCUCAACAGGAAUGGGACUAAAACCCCUAGAAGGUUAA